Molecule: messenger RNA, 1486 nt
Organism: Trichoderma atroviride IMI 206040
Lineage: Eukaryota; Fungi; Ascomycota; Sordariomycetes; Hypocreales; Hypocreaceae
Molecular function (GO): oxidoreductase activity, acting on paired donors, with incorporation or reduction of molecular oxygen; monooxygenase activity
Source: RefSeq, a predicted model, not a curated record
CAAUCAAGCACACCAUCUGUUUGAGGACAUACACCAUUUUGCAGCCAUGAGUUCACAAACCGGAAAAAAGAAGAGCUUGGUGCUCAAUGCCUUUGUAGAGAUGUGCAGUGGUCACCAGUCUCCCGGACUCUGGCGCCAUCCUGACGACCAGUCUUCACGGUUCAAUCAGAUUGAUCAUUGGACAGAGUUGGCCAAACUUCUCGAAGAGGCCAAGUUCCACGGGAUCUUCAUUGCCGAUGUGUUGGGUGGUUAUGAUGUCUAUUCCGGCUCGCUGGAUCCGGCCAUCAUCUCCGGUGCCCAAUGGCCUGUACAUGAGCCCCUUGCUAUCAUCUCUGCCAUGGCCGCAGUGACAAAGAGCAUCGGUUUCGGUGUCACUGUCUCAACGACUUAUGAGCAACCCUACCACUUGGCUCGAAGACUUUCCACCCUUGAUCACCUCAGCAAUGGACGAAUUGGAUGGAACAUCGUCACCAGCUACCUGGACUCUGCAGCUAAGAACAUGGGCCUAGCCCAGCAACCCCAGCACGAUGACCGAUACGCUCAAGCGGAAGAAUACAUCAAAGUGAUGUAUAAGCUGUUUGAGUCGUCAUGGAGAGAUGACGCUAUUGAACUCAACAAAGAGACGGGUGUUUAUACCAAUCCUGACCGCGUUCGUAAGAUCAAUCACAACGGCAAGUUCUUCACAGUCCCCGGCCCUCACAUCUGCUCGCCUAGCCCCCAGAGAACGCCCCUGUUGAUCCAGGCUGGCACUUCUCGGGCUGGCAAGGUGUUUGCUGCCCAGCAUGCCGAGGUUAUCUUUGUCUCUGCCCACGCGCCGCAGGUGUGCGCCAAGAGCAUCGCAGAUAUCAGAGAGCUGGCCAAAACACAGUUUGGCCGCGAUCCCAGCAACAUCAAGGUCCUGGCACUUGUUUGCCCUAUCCUCGGCAAGACUGAGGAAGAGGCCCAGGCCAAGCUGGCAGACUAUAAGCAGUAUGCUUCACACGAAGGAGCACUUGCUCUCUUUGGAGGCUGGACCGGCAUGGAUCUCAGCAAGUAUGGUGAUGAUGAAGAGCUGCGAGAGGUUGAGAGCAAUGCGGUGAAAUCCACCGUUGAAGGCUACGCCAGAUUCUCUCCGGGAACCUCCAAAUGGACCAAACAUACCAUUGCUGAGCACGUCAGCAUAGGCGGCAAUGGCCCUGCUCUCGUCGGCACGCCUUCACAGGUUGCCGAUGGACUCGAGACUUGGGUCAACGAGGCCGACAUUGACGGCUUCAACUUUGCCUACACCCUCUUCCCUCAGUCUUUCAAAGACAUUGUCGAGCUUUUGCUGCCUGAGCUCAAGAAGCGCGGGCUCUUCUGGGACGACUAUGCCGUUCCUGCUGGCACUUAUCGCGAGAAUUUCUACCGCAAGCCUGGCCAGUCUGGGCCUCCUCCUGAGCACGUUGCCUCUACGUUUAGAUGGAAGGCUGGAGUGUCUGCAGAUGAGGCUGUGAUUCCCGAGAUUUAG